AUGUCUCAGCCUUGUCCAAUCCUGUCAGAAUUCGACAUCAUUUUUGCUGGAGGUGGUACUACAGCUUGUGUUGCCGCAGGCCGACUAGCUGCGUGUGAUCCCUCGAUCAAGCUGCUCAUAUCCAACCCUACCAAUAUUUCACCCAUCAGGCGCCGACGAAUCGAAAUCUUCACCAUGUCCGAGACCGCUCAAGAAGCAUGCAUUGCUGAGGACUUCUCUACGGCUGUGGAGAUAUUCACACAAGAAAUAAAGGAAAAUUCCAGUAACUACGUCUGCUAUGGGCACCGUGCGAUUGCUCUUGCACGCGAACAUAACUGGGAUGCCGCGCUUGAAGAUGCAAACCAGUAUUCAGCGCUCGUCGGUAGGCUUUAUGUCAAAGGGCAGAUUCGGGAAGCGUGUAGCGCAUUCGAUCUCGCGUUGAAGAUGGCGACUGGAGAUUCAGCAAGCCAUCACCUCAUUUCUCUGAUGAAGGCUGCUGCAAUAUUCUACGCAUCGUGUGCCUUUUUUCAGACCUUUGGGUGGGACUUCCAGUCAUUGUACUCUUCCGGGCGUGCAGAAUCGAAGCACUCGAGUGCUACUGAUCGUCCAUCCCCUCUCUCUCGUUCUCGUUCUCGUUCUCCUCCUUGUCUUCUUCCCUUGUCCUGCUCUCCUCCAUCGUCCGUAUUCGUCUGA
This is a messenger RNA of Suillus plorans, 672 nucleotides long. RefSeq lists its product as uncharacterized. The transcript has 6 exons. Gene Ontology annotation, molecular function: protein binding. NCBI's taxonomy places the organism in Eukaryota, Fungi, Basidiomycota, Agaricomycetes, Boletales, Suillaceae. The record is from RefSeq and is a predicted model, not a curated record. The coding region runs from base 1 to 672 and encodes 223 amino acids.